AUACCUCUCAAGUUCCCAGGCCGACAUGGAAGGAUUUGAACAAUGGACAACACAGGCAGAGCGAUUGUCUUCUCGAGUAUUACAACAAUUGAAGGAACAGGCAAAGCACUUGCCCUUUCAGGCACAUCAAAACCUUCAACAGGUUCCACCUGUUCGGAUCUAUGCUGCUGUUGUCAUUGUGCUAGUAACCUUCUUCUUACACAUAUCGGGGGAGGUUGUUGAAGCGCCAAAAGCUAAGACCUUACUCUUGACUGGGCUUAGUGGGAGUGGGAAGACUGUUCAUUUUUAUCAGCUUCGGGAUGGCUCCUCUCAUCAAGGGACUGUCACAGCCAUGGAACCAAAUGAGGGAACUUUUGUGCUCCAUUCUGAAAAAUCAAAGAAUGGUAAGAUAAAGCCUGUACAUCUUGUUGAUAUUCCUGGGCAUUCUCGCCUUAGACCCAAGCUACCCGAGUUUCUGCCCCAAGCAGCUGGUAUAGUCUUUGUGGUGGAUUCUCUGGAUUUUUUACCAAUGCGUGCUGCUUCAGAGUACCUGUAUGAUAUCCUGACCAAGAAGGCAUCUGUAGUGAAGAAGAAAAUUCCAGUUCUUAUUCUCUGCAAUAAGAUUGACCAAAAAAAAAUUCUCUGCAAUAAGACGGACAAAGUGACAGCACAUAAUAGCAAGGAUUUUAUUCGGAAACUUUCUGUAUAUGACAGCGACAAAUUACGAGCAUCAAGAAGUGCAAUAUCAACAGCUGAAAUUGCAAAUGAUUUUACGCUCGGGGUACUUGGGGAACCAUUUUCAUUCCUUCAAUGUCAGACCACAGUUAAAGUUGCUGAAGGUGCUGGUAUUACUGGUAAAAUAAUUGAGGUGGAACAAUUUAUCAGGGGGCAUGUAAAAUCUUAGGUGCUUUCUCUGAGUCGUUGAAUGUAUGGUGCUUCUUCUAUGAGAGUUGGGUUUAUGUUGUUAUUUGAUAAUUGAGAGUCCUCCAUGAAGAUACAAAAAAUCAAUUAAACUU
Messenger RNA from Argentina anserina (silverweed cinquefoil), 995 nucleotides. RefSeq lists its product as uncharacterized. The record is from RefSeq and is a predicted model, not a curated record. NCBI's taxonomy places the organism in Eukaryota, Viridiplantae, Streptophyta, Magnoliopsida, Rosales, Rosaceae. Gene Ontology annotation, cellular component: signal recognition particle receptor complex. Gene Ontology annotation, biological process: protein targeting to ER.